Molecule: messenger RNA, 1605 nt
Organism: Trifolium pratense (red clover)
Lineage: Eukaryota; Viridiplantae; Streptophyta; Magnoliopsida; Fabales; Fabaceae
Product: protein lin-54 homolog
Exons: 7
Coding region: 1-1605 (534 amino acids)
Molecular function (GO): DNA-binding transcription factor activity
Source: RefSeq, a predicted model, not a curated record
AUGGAUGCACCAGAGGAGAACAAGAAUCUCCCUUUUUCCAACAAACAAGAAGAGGACGAUUAUUGGUUUCACGAAUACAUCGUUAGUCUACUCUCGGUUGAGGAGGCUGUCCCUAUUGAUGAAUUGCUUGGCAAGCAAGAACCAGGUGUUGGCUAUGUACAAGAUGGCUAUAUGAAGGAUUCAGUUGAUGUUGGAACGAAACCUGAACUACCGAGCUGCACAUCUUCACUGCAUGAGAAGAAUGCUGCUAGUUAUCAAAAAUCAUUACUUCCUAGUUGUUACACUAGUGACUCACAAAGGUGUGUUUUGCCAAGAAAUGAUUCUUAUGUGAUUGCACUUCCAGCCUUAAAUAGGUCUUCUGCAACGAAAACUGAAUCAUCGAGCAGCACUUCUUCCUGGCUUCUUUCUGCCAGCGAAGGGAAUUGCAUAUCGCAGGUCCCUGCAUCAACGGAGAGAUAUUUGGGGCCACCCGAGAUUGAAGUUCAGGCUACUAAAGAUUUCACUCAGUCAUCAGUUCACGUUGCUAGGUCUUCUGCAAGGUAUCCUGAAUCGCCAAACAGUACUUCCUCUUUGCUUCUUUCUGCCAGCCAAAGGCAUUGCCUACCGCAGGUCCCUGCAUCAGCGGAAAGAUAUUUUGGGCCAUCCGAGAUUGAAGUUCAGGCUACUAAAGAUUUCAAUCGGUCAUCAGCUCACAUUGCUAGGUCUUCUGCAAGGCAUCCUGAAUCGCCAAGCAAUACUUCUUUUCUUCUUCCUGCCAGCCAAGGGAAUCACCUAUCGUCGCUGAUUCCUACACCAACGGAAAGACAUUUGAGGCCAUCCGAAAUUCAAGUUCAUGCUACUAACGAUUUCACUCAGUCACCAUUUCACAAUGCUAGGCCUUCUCCAAGGAAACUUGAAUCACCAAGCAGUACUUCUUCUUUCCUUCUUCCUGCCAGCCAAGGGCAUCGCCUAUCCCUGAUCCCUGCAUUAACGGAAAGACAUUUGGGGCCAUCCGAGAUUGAAGUUCAGGCUACUAAAGAUUUUACUCAGCCGUCAGUUCACAUUGCUGGUGAAGAUUUCGGUCAGAGUAUCUCCCAAAGGAAGAGGAAAAUGCACAAUUCUGAUAUAACUGAGCAAGGAGGGUCAUGCAGAAACUGUAACUGUACAUCAAACUGUUUGAAACCUUAUUGUGAAUGCUUUGCUGCCGGAGUCUACUGCGCAGAACCUUGCACAUGUAAAGGGUGCUUAAAUAAAUCUAUCAAUGAAUAUAUAGAAAUUAUGCAAACUCGCAGGAAUACUGAGUCUAGCGUUCCACACUUACUUGUUCCUAAAGUCAUAAGAAGUCCUGUUACCUCACCUCCAAUUGGGGAUAACCCCAACAAAACUCCAGCAUCAAAGAUAUGCCAUUGCAAGAAAAUAGGCUGCCAUAUGAAAUCUUGUUCUUGUUCUAAGGGUCGUGUCGGUUGCUCCAUUAGUUGUAAAUGUGAAGGGUGCGAAAAUAUGUACGGUAGAAAGGAUAACAAAGAACUUCGACGGGAAUCAAAUGCUUUUGGAUCUCAAACUAAAUUUGAAAAGCAUUUUCAAACUGUUCCAUAUGAUGAUGAUGAUUCAACUUACAUUCCAUAA